GUAAAUUUGUUUCCGACAGGAAAUGGCGUGUGAGAUGAGAUAGACGAGAAGCUGAGCUCAGAGAGAGAAAGGUAUGUCGCUGAAAUUGCUUGUUCUUCCCCAAUACUCUAUCUCUAAUCGAAACCCACCGGAAAAUCCCCGGUUUUACCACCCGAGGACCCGACCCGUCUCUGGGAUCCGGUGCAUCAGGAGGGCUUUUGAUGGCAUCGAAAACAGGAGGAGGAAGAGAAUGAGCGAUUCGGAGCUGGCGAAGGAUCUGGCUCGAGAAAUCGCCAAGGCCGACACGCUCUCGGACCAGAGGCGGGAAGCCAUGAAGAAGAGCAGAGAGAUUCUGUGGGGCGAAUUCUGUCGGCACAUGUGUCUGAAAGAGGACGAGCUGAGGAACAAGUGGGGGAGGAUCGAGGAAGACGAGAAGUGGGUUCUGGUCAGAGGGUUCGUCGGCGAAUGGGGUGCGGAUUUUCAGCCCUUAUCCGUUAGGUCUGUGAAAGAGAUGGUGGAAGAAGAGUGUUUGGAUGCCGAGAAAAUGAUUCGUUCGCAGUCCUCAUCGUCCUUGUCUUCGUUUUCUGGGUGGUUUCCUGGAUUGAAGAGAAUUAUAGGGUUCGAAUGAAUGAAAUGAUCGAGUUCGAGGUUAUAAUAAACAAAGUUCAUUUGCUCCUUCGUCUUAAUAGAACAUCUGCAUUUGCAUUUGA
This is a messenger RNA of Tarenaya hassleriana, 689 nucleotides long. RefSeq lists its product as uncharacterized. The record is from RefSeq and is a predicted model, not a curated record. The transcript has a single exon. Lineage: Eukaryota; Viridiplantae; Streptophyta; Magnoliopsida; Brassicales; Cleomaceae. The coding region runs from base 74 to 607 and encodes 177 amino acids.